Fopius arisanus is the source of this 1509-nucleotide messenger RNA. It is a transcript of the gene BckdhB, whose product is annotated as Branched chain keto acid dehydrogenase E1 subunit beta. Gene Ontology annotation, molecular function: catalytic activity. The record is from RefSeq and is a predicted model, not a curated record. Bases 34 to 1164 code for a protein of 376 amino acids. Gene Ontology annotation, biological process: response to nutrient; branched-chain amino acid catabolic process. Lineage: Eukaryota; Metazoa; Arthropoda; Insecta; Hymenoptera; Braconidae. The transcript has 8 exons.
UCAUUAGCUCGUCGCAAGUAGUAUUUAUCGAACAUGACUCUAAGUAAGUUGUGCGCUGGCUUUCACAACACGCUACCAAAACUAUUAUCUAAUCCACUGAGAAAAUUAAAACCUGAAAAUGGGCUUUUCUCAAGAAGAUUGCACUUCACAUUCGUGCCGGAUAAAAACUCCCAAAAUGCGGGAGAGACCCAACGAUUGAAUAUGUUCCAGGCCAUAAAUGAAGCAUUAAAAUGUGCAAUGAUUCGAGAUUCUACAGCAGUUAUUUUUGGAGAGGAUGUAGCCUUUGGAGGGGUCUUCCGGUGUACUUUGGGUUUGAAAGAUCAAUUUGGAGCUGAUCGAGUAUUCAAUACCCCAUUGUGUGAACAAGGUAUCGCAGGCUUUGGAAUUGGUCUUGCCAAUCAGGGAGCUACCGCAAUUGCGGAAAUUCAAUUUGCCGAUUACAUAUUCCCGGCUUUUGAUCAGUUGGUAAAUGAGGCAGCAAAAAUGAGAUACAGAAGUGGAGGAGAAUUUGAAUGUGGCAAAUUGACAAUCCGAGCCCCUUGUGGAGCCGUUGGUCAUGGAGCUUUGUACCACUCCCAGAGUCCAGAGGCCUAUUUCGCUCAUACUCCAGGUUUGAAGAUUGUUGUGCCUCGAGGCCCAAUUCAGGCGAAAGGUCUCCUGUUGAGUUGUAUCGAGGAUCCGGAUCCAUGCAUAAUAUUUGAACCGAAAGCACUUUAUCGUGCCGCUAUUGAUGACGUACCCGCUGGUGAAUUCAGAACGCCAAUUGGCAAGGCUGAACUCCUCAGAGAAGGGAAUUCUGUGACGCUGGUGGGAUGGGGCAGUCAGGUUCAUGUUUUGUUGGAGACUGCUGAUAUGGUUGAGAAGAAACUCAAUGCAAGCUGCGAGGUUGUGGACCUCGUAUCGAUACUCCCCUGGGACACCGAGACCGUCUGCAAGUCGGUGAAAAAAACUGGACGACUGGUAAUAGCUCACGAGGCACCUCUGACUAACGGAUUCGGUGGUGAAAUUGCAGCUACCGUUCAGGAGGAAUGCUUUCUGCAUCUUGAGGCACCGAUUCAGAGGGUCACUGGUUGGGACACACCCUUUCCUCACGUUUUCGAGCCUUUCUAUCUUCCAGACAAGUGGCGCUGCUUCGAUGCCAUCAAAAAGAUCCUAAAAUACUAGCGUUUCAUUGAACCGCUACUUAUUUGUUUUUCUCCCUUUGAACCUAUUAAUACAGUUACACGUGUCACGUUUUAUUCACGUGUUCACAACCGGUAUGACCGAGCAAGAAAAUGAUUUCAACGACGCGCAUGGCAACCAACUUGCAGAUCUGGUCUGUGCUCCUGUAGGUAAUUUUAUCCAUACGUGAUUUAUCGAGACCGCAGGAUCUCUCAAAGCACUAGAUCACUUAUUUCGUUAUUAUUAUCUUCUGAAAUUUUCAGUCAUUAUUUCUCCGCAAGUUAAGGGCACAAUCUGUCCAUUGAUCUCGUGGAAUUUCAAGAAUAAAACAGUUCAAUUGAAUCUUUC